Daucus carota subsp. sativus is the source of this 1694-nucleotide messenger RNA. RefSeq names its product probable bifunctional TENA-E protein. The coding region runs from base 54 to 737 and encodes 227 amino acids. The record is from RefSeq and is a predicted model, not a curated record. The transcript has 3 exons. NCBI's taxonomy places the organism in Eukaryota, Viridiplantae, Streptophyta, Magnoliopsida, Apiales, Apiaceae. Gene Ontology annotation, cellular component: cytosol.
UCUAACAAAACAAUCAAUCUCUGUUGCAAACUGAGAGCAAGUUAACAGAAGAAAUGGAAGGAAAGCAUAUGAUUGAGAAGACUGGAAUGAUAGAGACUUGGUUAAGAAAGCACACUCUUCUGUACACUGGAGCUACCAGGCAUCCUUUUCUUCUCAGCAUUAGAGAUGGCACUAUUGAUCUCUCCUCCUUCAAGAAAUGGCUGGGACAGAACAUUAUCGUUUUUAGAGCACUUGUCCCCUUCGUAGCUAGUGUGUUGGUGAAAGCUUGGAAGGAAUCAGAUGACAAAUCAGAUGUGGACAUGUUGCUAAAUAUUAUGGCUUCCAUGAAUCAUGAGAACUCUUGUUUUAAAGAAGAGGCUUCAAAGUGGAGAGUUUCGCUGACUAGCGUUGUUCCAGAAAAGGCUAUCCUUGAAUACUGCAGCUUUUUGGAAAGCUUGAUGAACUCAGAAGUGGAAUAUGCAGUGGCCCUCACAGUGUUUGGCAUCAUGGAAACCGCUUUUUAUGAGGGCUUUGCUCAUUGUCUAGAAAAUGGGACUAAAAUUCCAGAGGAGCUGACUGAGUUUUGCCAAAGAUAUGGAAGUGAUGGCUUUCGUCAUCAGUGCCAAUCUCUUCAAAAUGCAGCUAAUCGUCUCCUGGAAAAAGCACCCAACGAGGUGCGCUCAAAAGCUGAAGUUAAUCUGGUGAAGGGUCUUGAACAUGAAAUUGAACUUUGGAAUAUAAGCCGCAGGGAGGUCUAAAUGCUGUGUGGGAAGACAAACCACUCUAGCUAGAUCUAAGCUAGUUCUUGCAAGUCCAUCAGAAGUUUAUGUAAUUAGCUUGUAUGUGUGAACUUUCCUGCAACUUAUGGCUGUUUUCAUGAGUACGGUGUGUCGCAGUGCUCAUUUUCGUUUGGAUGUCCUAAAAACUUUACUGAUCUGGUACUAAUGAAUCUCAUAUAUAUAAUUACUAUGUACUAUGUGAUAAGAGUAUACUUCUGUUUGUUUAUCAACUACAGAUGAUAUGCUAUGCAAAAUCAUUCAUUUACUUGCUCAUCACAAGAACAUUAUGCAGAACAAACUCUCCAGAUACUGAGAGCUACCCCUUCAAAGCAACUGAAGAGGUGGAAAUUAAAUAUCAAGAUUUCACUUGUUAGUAUGAUUUAUGGUAUAGUUUUAUGGAACUCAUGCUAUUUCAGAACUGGAAAAACUCGGCAGAAGUCAUGAUAGGCAUGGACUGUGAAGGCUGCCACAGGUUAUAAUACCAGGGUUCCUCAGCAGUAUUCACAGGAUACCCCUUCGCUGCAUCUAAAUAGCUGGUAACAAGUUCCGCUGCUUCUAAUCUUUUCCUCAGCUCUUCUUUCUGUGCUCGCAUUAUCCUGUUCUGAUUCUCAAUUGCUGUGAACUGUUCUGUGAAAUUACUAAUGCUCUGAUUAAUCUCAGUUCUUCUGUUCUUGUAGAACAUGAUCUGGUUAUUAAGAUCCUGCAUGUGCUGCUGCCUUUUCAUCCGUGAACGCCUUGCAGACUCGCGGUUUGAGAUCAUUCUCUUUCGCUUCUUGUCCUCUGUGAUCAUCAUGUAUCGAUCAUCUUCUUCAGAGCCAGAGCUGGGACGUUUUGCAUGAUCCAUCUCAAGCCUUUCUGUAGGAAUCCAAAGCCGGUAUGUUGCUCGAUUUCAAGUAUAUAUAUAAACCACCAAAAAAACAAAAACAAAAAAACAAG